Effrenium voratum is the source of this 1173-nucleotide messenger RNA. NCBI's taxonomy places the organism in Eukaryota, Dinophyceae, Suessiales, Symbiodiniaceae. The record is from the annotation of a GenBank genome assembly.
UGAUUGAGGCGCAGCAUUCCAAAGCCAUGGAUACACACUUGCGGUCCCAUGGGCUGCCAGUCCACGAUAAGGACUUGGUCCGGAAGUGGGACAAAUCCAUGCAGAGCCCAGAAAUGCGAAGGGACUUCAUGGUUCUGCUCAAGAAGAUUGUCCUCUUCGAGGCGGCGCCCGAGGCGCUGCGGCAGAGCCUUUGCGAGGCCGUGGUCCCCAUGGAUCUGCCGCAGGGCGCCGUCAUUUUCCGCCAGAACCAGCCAGGGGACUGGAUGUGCAUCGUGCUUUCUGGGCGGCUGGAGAAGACGAUUCUACGCGACCCAGCGGCACCUCCCAUAGUCUUCGGUGAAGUUUCUCCGGGAGGCAUAUGCGGAGACAUGGGCAUGCUGGGCGUCAGCGAGCUGCGGAGCCAUGGGUGCCACUGCGCAGAGAAUUCCUCGGUGCUGCUCUUGUCUCGCUUGGCCUUCGACGCCUUGGUGGACAUGAAAGGAGGGCUUGAGGAGUACCCACUGCUCAAGCACCUGGAGAAGAUGCAGAAUCUGUCUGGCGACACCGACGCCUUCUGCGACUUGCCUUGCUUUGCCAAGAUGGAGCGAGCCUUCGUGAAGCACACCUGCGAGCACUUGGAGCCCAGGCUGUACUAUCCGGGCAUGGCGCUGAUGAAGGAGGGUGAAAUGGGCUUUGAAAUGUUCAUUGUGCACUUGGGGAAAGUGGAAGUGUUGAAAGGGAGCAAGAAGGUGGCAGAGCUCGGCGGCGGAGUUGUUCUGGGGGAUGUGGCCGUCUUUGGAUCCGACAAGCGCCGGACUGCAACUGUGAAAUGCGUCGAGCCGACUUUGAUCUACGUCUUGAAUGGGGACAUCGUCCACCAAACUUUGGACAAGUACCCUGAGACGAAGAAGGUCCAUGAUCAUGACUACAUCACGCGCCUCCUGAGGUUUGAGCUGGAAAAGGUCGCCGAAGAAGUUGAUCACCUGGAAAACUUCUACGGGAAGUGCCAUCCAAUGAGAUCGGAAGAGGUGGGUCACAAAGUCUUCGGCAGAGAUCUGGACGUGAAGUGAAGCGACGUGGGCGAAGACCGCCCGUGGCCUCCGGCGAAGCUGAUCGGGCCUGCGCAGAGUUCAGAACCUGAACCGCGCGCGUCACGCCCAGCGCGUUUGCGGAGCGCAGUCGCGGGGCAAAGUG